Molecule: messenger RNA, 1299 nt
Organism: Alternaria atra
Lineage: Eukaryota; Fungi; Ascomycota; Dothideomycetes; Pleosporales; Pleosporaceae
Exons: 2
Coding region: 1-1299 (432 amino acids)
Biological process (GO): cell redox homeostasis; glutathione metabolic process; cellular response to oxidative stress
Cellular component (GO): mitochondrion; cytosol
Molecular function (GO): glutathione-disulfide reductase (NADPH) activity; flavin adenine dinucleotide binding
Source: RefSeq, a predicted model, not a curated record
AUGGCACUUGUCUUGAACAUCAAAGAAGCCGACUACCUCGUCCUCGGUAUUGGUAGUGGCGGUAUCGCCUCAGCACGACGAGCCGCAAAACACGGUGCCAAGGUUAUUGCGGUCGAGUCGAGUCGCUAUGGCGGUACCUGCGUGAAUGUGGGCUGCGUGCCCAAGAAGGUUACGUGGAACGCUGCUGCAAUUGCGGAAACCUUGAAAGACGCAAAGGCAUAUGGAUUCCAAGUUCAAGAGCAGCGUUUGUUCGACUGGCCUGUGUAUGAGAAAAAUCUGGACAAAGACGGGAUCCAACACUUCAGGGGACGAGCGAAGUUCGUUGGCAAAAACGAGGUUGAGAUUGCCCUUGAGAACGGAGGCACCCAGCGCGUCAAAGCGAAGCACAUCCUCAUUGCGACAGGCGGCCGACCAAAGAAACCCGAAAUUCCUGGAAGUGAGCUCUGCAUCGACAGUGAUGGCUUUUUCGAUCUUAAUUCACAACCAAAGAGCAUCGCGACGAGUGGUGCAGGAUACAUUGGUGUCGAGAUGACCGGUAUGUUACACUCACUGGGAUCAAAAACAUACUUCUCCAUACGUGGUGACAAGCUUCUACGAACCUUCGACCCCAUGAUUCAGGAUGCCAUUACAAAUGAAUACGAGCGUCAGGGCAUCAGUCUCUACAAGGGCACAUCGAUUAUCAAGGUCGAGGACAUCGGUAAUGGGAUGAAGCGCGUCACUUUCCGAGAAUCUGAAUCGAAGAAGGAAUCAACCGUCAAAGUCGAAGCCGUCCUAUUCGCAACCGGCCGCGACCCCGAGAUCGAAGACUUCCACAUCAAGGACUUCGACAUCAAACUCAACGACGAGAACCACAUUGUAACUGACGAGUACCAAAACACCAAUCUGGACAACAUUUACGCUAUCGGUGACGUUUGCGACUGCGGCUUCCAACUGACCCCUGUCGCCAUCGCUGCGGGUCGGCGCCUGAGCGACCGCCUCUUUGGCGGCAGAAUUGGCGCGCAUCUCACCUAUGAGAACAUUCCCAGCGUCGUCUUUGCGCACCCCGAAAUUGGUUCCAUUGGGCUCACUGAACCCGAGGCGUGUGAAAAGUACGGUGAUAAGGUCAGAACCUACAGGAGCGAGUUCACGGCGAUGUACUUCGUCAUGAUGGAGCAAGACGAGAAGCAGCUUACGGCGUACAAGAUUAUUUGCGUUGGCGAGGAGGAGAGAGUUGUUGGUCUGCAUAUCUUAGGUCAGGGGCAGCAGCGAGAUCCUGCAAGGUUUCAGCGUAGCGAUCAGUAUGGGCGCUACGAAGCAUGA